AUAAAUAAUUUAUAUUACUUGAUGUUUUCCUUGAAGUUUAGGAUUCUUUUUUUGCGGAGCAAGUUUAGAAUUCUCAAACAUUUAUAAUUGUUUUUGUAAUUGAAUAAUGGUGAGAACAUACCGAAACGACGACGCAUCAAAAUGGGCUUUGUUUAACCGACACACGGACGAAGCGGUCAUUAUGACGUGAUCUUCUGCAUAUAAAUAGGAGUAAUGAUGUUGAUCAGCAUCAAAAAAGCGUUAUCUUUGCGCCCCCUUUGCCUUUGAGAGGUAGGCGAAGUUUCUUCCCUGUCCUUUUUAUUCGGAUUCAAUUGUGCUAAUCCUUGAAAACCCUAAUCCCUGAUUUUACAGUUGCGGAUUGGAAUCCGAUCGUGAUCAUGGCCAAGAGUUCCUUCAAGCUUGAACACCCCCUUGAAAGACGACAGGCGGAGGCUGCUCGUAUCAGGGAGAAGUAUCCUGAUAGAAUCCCGGUCAUUGUGGAGAAGGCUGAGAAAAGUGACAUCCCUGAUAUCGACAAGAAGAAGUAUUUGGUUCCUGCUGAUCUCACAGUUGGGCAAUUUGUCUAUGUUGUCCGAAAGAGGAUUAAGCUCAGUGCAGAGAAGGCCAUAUUUAUUUUUGUCAAGAAUGUUCUUCCACCCACUGCUGCUAUGAUGUCUGCUAUUUAUGAGGAGAACAAAGAUGAAGACGGCUUCCUCUACAUGACUUACAGUGGCGAGAAUGCUUUUGGAAGCUGCUGAAGUGGAAGAUAUGUUUACCUAAAGUACAUAUAUCUCAGACGAACUUGUAAAUAGCCCUCAGCUAUGCUCCGUCUAUGAAACAAUUUCCUAACUUGUUUUCUCCUGGACAUGAAUUGAUCUACUUAUUUCAAAUACAAUUUCCAGUUGCUUAAUAAGAUUUGUUUUCUCAGUGCUACAUCUGGUGAUUAAUUGUUUGCUUAUUUGUGUUAUAUAUUAUCUUAUUCUCCCCAAUGCUGAAAAGGGC
Molecule: messenger RNA, 981 nt
Organism: Oldenlandia corymbosa var. corymbosa
Lineage: Eukaryota; Viridiplantae; Streptophyta; Magnoliopsida; Gentianales; Rubiaceae
Source: the annotation of a GenBank genome assembly